CAUCACCAGAACAUUUGCCUCUGGGAAGACAGAGAAGAUGAUCAUGCAGUGUUUGAUGGACCUGGGUCUCCCGGGAGGAAAGAAUGAUGAGAUUGACCCCAAACUAUUUACUUUUGACAAAUUUUAUGAACUUUAUCACAAGAUUUGCCCUAGAACAGACAUAGAGGACUUAUUUCGUGAAAUAGCUAGUAGUGCCACAAAAACAUAUCUUACAGUACCUCAACUUGUGGACUUUUUCAAUGAGAGACAGAGAGACCCUCGACUGAAUGAAAUUUUAUUCCCCCACUAUAACAAGAAAAGAAUUCUACAGAUCAUCCAGAACUAUGAAAAAGACCCAGAAUACAUUGAGAAUGAAUGGCUAAGUUCGGAUGGAUUUUGUCGAUAUUUGAUGUCAGAUGAAAACGCUCCUGUGUAUUUAGAAAGGUUGGACAUAUACAUGGACAUGGAUCAACCUCUGUGUCAUUACUUCAUUAAUUCUUCACACAACACAUACCUAACAGGCAGACAGUUUGGGGGGCGGUCCUCAGUAGAGAUGUAUAGACAGGUGCUUCUGGCUGGAUGUAGGUACGUAAAUCUUACAGAUCUACUGAAAAGUGUCAAUAACUAG
This is a messenger RNA of Saccostrea cuccullata (small rock oyster), 607 nucleotides long. Its product is annotated as 1-phosphatidylinositol 4,5-bisphosphate phosphodiesterase beta-4-like. Gene Ontology annotation, molecular function: phosphatidylinositol-4,5-bisphosphate phospholipase C activity. The annotation marks the transcript as partial. The record is from RefSeq and is a predicted model, not a curated record. Gene Ontology annotation, biological process: lipid metabolic process; phosphatidylinositol-mediated signaling; release of sequestered calcium ion into cytosol. The transcript is spliced from 5 exons. NCBI's taxonomy places the organism in Eukaryota, Metazoa, Mollusca, Bivalvia, Ostreida, Ostreidae.